Messenger RNA from Thlaspi arvense, 471 nucleotides. NCBI's taxonomy places the organism in Eukaryota, Viridiplantae, Streptophyta, Magnoliopsida, Brassicales, Brassicaceae. The record is from the annotation of a GenBank genome assembly.
AUGGCGACUCUGCAGAAAUUCAAGCUCCUAGCCACUCAAUGCGCCGUCGCCGGAAGCCCUUCGCGGAGCCCUACAACGAGCCCCGUAAUUCACCUCCGCCGCCGCAAAACCCUGCGGAUGCUGCUCAGCCGCGCCGGCAGCGGGGGAGGCGCGGGCCGCCGACUCCCCCGACGCGAAGAAUCGCCGGAUCGGCGACGAAAUUCCAAUUCUCCGGAGAAGAACAAAGUGUUGGCGGUGAGCCACAAGCUCAAGGACCUAUUCGUCUCUUCGCCGCCGAUCGAGGAGAGGGCGACGGAGAAGGUCAGAGAGUCAGACGAAAGGCUUUUCCCGGGGAGCUCCGUCGCCAUCGCAGAUGUGGAGGUGCGGCGAGGUGGUCAGCGAUCGGUUAGACCGUUAUCGGCGACUUUACGGCAGCGAUUGCUGAGAAGGGCGUGGCGUCCUGUGCUAGUGACCAUACCCGAGCAGCCUUAG